AUGGUCAACUCUUGUUGUGGCUCUGUCUGCUCUGAGGAGGGCUGUGGCCAAGGCUGCUGCCAGCCCAGCUGCUGUCAGACUACCUGCUGUAGGACCACCUGCUGCCGCCCCACCUGCUGUGUGUCUAGCUGCUGCAGACCCAGCUGCUGUGUGUCCAGCUGCUGUAGACCCCAGUGUUGUUGCCAAUCUGUGUGCUGCCAGCCCUCCUGUUGCCGCCCCAGCUGCUGUGUAUCCAGCUGCUGCAGACCUAGCUGCUGCCAGUCUGUGUGCUGCCGCCCCAGCUGCUGCAGGCCCAGCUGCUGUGUGUCCAGCUGCUGUAGGCCCCAGUGCUGCCAGCCUACCUGCUGCCGCCCCAGCUGCUGCAUCUCUAGCUGCUGCCAACCCUCCUGUGGUGGGUCUAGCUGCUGUGGCUCCAGCUGUUGUCAUCCCUGCUGCCGCCCCUGCUGCUGUCUGAGACCAGUCUGUGGUCAGGUCGGCUGCCAAACCACUUGCUACCGCCCGACCUGUGUCAUCUCCACCUGCCCCCGCCCCAUGUGCUGUGCCAUCCCCUGCUGCUAA
This is a messenger RNA of Grammomys surdaster, 558 nucleotides long. RefSeq names its product keratin-associated protein 4-6-like. The transcript has a single exon. The record is from RefSeq and is a predicted model, not a curated record. Gene Ontology annotation, cellular component: keratin filament. Lineage: Eukaryota; Metazoa; Chordata; Mammalia; Rodentia; Muridae. The coding region runs from base 1 to 558 and encodes 185 amino acids.